Tinamus guttatus (white-throated tinamou) is the source of this 1495-nucleotide messenger RNA. NCBI's taxonomy places the organism in Eukaryota, Metazoa, Chordata, Aves, Tinamiformes, Tinamidae. The record is from RefSeq and is a predicted model, not a curated record.
ACGUCUCCCUUCUCCGUCUCUUGCCUUCAGGGUGACCGCGCAAGAGGAAAAGAUGUCGGAUAAAGGGAGCAGCAUGGAUGGGAAGACGGACACGGUGAACGGCAGUUUGUCCAGCAGCCCGGAGGAGAUGUCAGCUGAGGAAGGCCGAGAAACCUCCUCGGGCAUCGAAGUGGAGGCCUCUGACCUCAGCUUGAGCCUGACGGGAGACGACGUGGGGCCCAACCGCACCAGCACGGAGAGCCGGGACACGGACACGGAGAGCUCGGCGGAAGAGAAGGACUCUGACAGCAUGGACGACACGGGCCACUACUCCAUCACCGAGGAGAGCCGGGCGCACGAGCGUUCGCACUCGGAGGAGGAAGAGGAGGAGCCGCGGCCCCGCUGGCAGGCGGUGCACGCGCUGCGGGAACGGGAGCUGGGCUCCAGCUCGCGCUUCGUCUACGAGGCCUGCGGCGCCCGCGUCUUCGUGCAGCGCUUCCGCCUGCAGCACAGCCUCGAGGGCCACACGGGCUGCGUCAACACCCUGCACUUUAACCAGCGCGGCACGUGGCUGGCGAGCGGCAGCGACGACCUCAAGGUGGUGGUGUGGGACUGGGUCAGGAGGCAGCCGGUGCUGGAGUUUGAGAGCGGCCAUAAGAGCAACGUCUUCCAGGCCAAGUUCCUUCCCAACAGCGGCGACUCCACUCUAGCCAUGUGCGCUCGGGACGGCCAGGUCCGAGUGGCCGAGCUCUCCGCCACGCAGUGCUGCAAGAACACCAAGCGCGUGGCACAGCACAAGGGAGCCUCGCACAAGCUGGCCCUAGAACCGGAUUCUCCAUGCACUUUCCUAUCAGCAGGUGAAGAUGCUGUAGUCUUCACCAUUGAUCUGAGACAAGACCGGCCUGCCUCGAAACUAGUUGUGACAAAGGAAAAAGAGAAGAAAGUGGGUCUGUACACCAUCUACGUGAACCCGGCCAACACCUACCAGUUUGCUGUGGGAGGCAGAGACCAGUUUGUGAGGAUUUACGACCAGCGAAAAAUAGACGAGAACGAAAACAACGGCGUGCUAAAGAAGUUCUGCCCUCACCACUUGGUAAACAGCGAGUCCAAAGCUAACAUCACGUGUCUCGUGUACAGCCACGACGGGUCAGAGCUCCUGGCCAGCUACAAUGACGAGGACAUUUAUCUCUUCAACUCCUCUCACAGCGAUGGAGCCGAGUACAUCAAGAGAUACAAGGGACAUCGCAAUAAUGCCACUGUGAAAGGUGUCAAUUUUUAUGGCCCGAAAAGCGAGUUUGUGGUGAGCGGCAGCGACUGUGGCCACAUCUUCCUGUGGGAGAAAUCGUCCUGCCAGAUCGUGCAGUUCAUGGAGGGAGACAAGGGAGGAGUGGUGAGUUUCUGCUGGCACAGCGCACUCCAAGUGCCGAGGGGAAUCCGGGAUGCUCGGGAAUCCGCCGUGGGCCUGGGCAGCUUCCGAAAUAAGAAAUCCCUGUGUGGAAAGGGCUGGGCAGGGUAA